AUGCAACUCGUUUCUCUCUUCGAGGUCUCAGCGCUCGUAGGCCUUGUUUUCUCCCAAUUCAUGGUCCCGGUUCCCUGGUACGUCUCAUCAGUGACUAUAGGGAACAUUCGGCAUGGGACUGGCGGCUUCUGGAAUUUAAACAUUUCGGAUACUCCCACACUAGCGCCACAAGGCUUCAAUACAUCAUGUGCCUACUAUAACCCCACAACCUACAUCUUCGCUCUCGAUGGCGCACCCUACAAGGCCCCCUGCGCGAAUCCUAACGUCACAUUUGGAUUAUUCCCCAAUGGUGGAUGUGGAUUCACAUUGAAUGUUACACACACCUAUGGCGACUGCAGCCUGUGA
This is a messenger RNA of Venustampulla echinocandica, 345 nucleotides long. RefSeq lists its product as uncharacterized. The transcript is spliced from 2 exons. NCBI's taxonomy places the organism in Eukaryota, Fungi, Ascomycota, Leotiomycetes, Helotiales, Pleuroascaceae. The record is from RefSeq and is a predicted model, not a curated record. The coding region runs from base 1 to 345 and encodes 114 amino acids.